CACUUGUGAGAAACGGCGCCUGAGACCCAGAAGUUUCUUGUCUGUCGGCUCGGCACGGUUCGCUCUGCUCCUCCGCGACAUUCUUCCGUUUCUUCUCGCUCUCAUUUCCACCCGCAUCCUCACUUUCAGUUUUUUCCCCAGUCGAGGAUUCAGUCGGGGUGUUCCGCUAACACAGGGCGUUGCUGGAGAGGAUUUUGCUAGCUCGCCGCUGCACUGACUGAACAGACCUUGCUGUCUUCAUAAAGCGUGUAGACCUGUGGCCAUCCUGUGAGAAUUAAGUCCAUCAGCCCUGCUCGCAGAGACGGACCACAACCACUCAAGGGGAGAUGAAGCCGGAUGGGGUUGCCACGGCAGCACUGGAGCCAAUGGAAACGUUGGAAUCCAAUCCAGUAAAUGAGGCAGAACCAACAAUGGGACAGGAGCCAAACCAGGCAGCCAGUCCAGUGGAGGAGGAGAUCCCACAGCAACCUGUUGGAGAAACGGGCCAGGUGGAACCACUGCCAGACCAGGCCAAGGAAACCCCAGCUGCCAAGACCAGCAGCAAGACUUCAGGAGACUCCAAAGCCAAGAAUACCAACAAGGCCACGGCCAAGACAAAACCUGGUGGCGCCAGCCCAGCCAAGGCCACAUCUGGCUCACGGCCAAACCCAUCCCAGAGCCGCCUCUCAAAUGGCGUGUCAAAGCCCCAGACCAAUGGAGAGGCUAAGAAGGCCCCACCUGCUGCGGUCAAAAAGAGCACCCCGACCACAGCUUCUACCAAAAAACCAACAGGCCCAGUCGGAGCCCCAGCCUCCAAGAGCAAAGUGGCUGAGAAGAAAUCCACAGGGACCGCCACCAACGGCGCAAAACCGAUGACCGGAACAACAGCAGCCAAGAAGACGCCAUCCACAACUGCUAAUGGUGUCAAAUCCAGCACCGCUGCAGCUGCUGCUAAAAAGCCCCCAGCUCCCAAACCUGCCUCUGCAACACCCACCAAACCUAGCUCUGCUGCCUCACCCAAGCCUCCUGUUUCCAAGACAACCAGGCCUACCACCGGCACGGCAGCAUCAUCUCGUCCUGCCACAGGCUCAACCAGGCCACCCACUACCAGCACAAACAACACAACCAAGAGCUCCCAAACUACAACCAAACCUGCCACCCCAAAAACCUCCUCCUCCACCACUGCCAAGCCUGCUGCCUCCAAACCAACCUCCACUACCCCCUCUGGUGGCAAACCUCCAGCAUCACAAACAUCCAGAAACGCAACCCCUGUGAAAAAAGAUGUCACCAAAUCUGCCACUGCAGCAUCCAAAAAGCCUUCAGAGUCUCCCCUUACCCGCCCAUCCUCUACAACGAAGGCUGCAAAACUUGAGACCCCCAAAUCAGCCUCAAAAUCAGAUGUCCCUGCCAAAAAGCCUACUGCUAGUAAGGUUGCGGACACAAAGACACCAAACCGCUCCAAAACACAAGACAGUAAGACACCUUCCAAGGAUGCUUCUAAGACCCCUGGCUCCAAAACUGCUACAACCAAGACUUCCAGCCCUAAGAAACCUGUGGGCACCAGUACCCCAACUCCUGUGAAACGUGGCCCCAAAGCUGCAACUGUUGCAGAACCUGAAAAGGAAAUAGCUGCUGCUGCUGCUGUAGCGGCUGCUGCAGCUAUCGCUACUGCGGCAUCUGCCAUUGCCAGGCCUGAGGAACCAGAACCCCCUGCAGAAACAGCUGUGGAGCCAUCUGCUGCGCCAGAACUGAUGUCGAGCGAUACUGAAGUAGUACAAGAAAAAACUUCAGACCCCACACCAGAACCAGUCACUGAACCAGUGUUGGAGGCACUGCGAGAACCAUCACCAGAACCCAUAAUAGAACUGACACCAGAACCCGCAAGAGAACUAACACCAGCACCUGUACGAGAGCCGACACCAGAGCCCAUACGGGAACCGACACCAGAGCCCAUACGGGAACCUACACCAGAACCUGUACGAGAACCAACACCAGAGCCAGUACGGGAACCGACACCAGAACCUAUACGAGAACCGACGCCAGAACCUGUACAAGAACCGACACCAGAACCUAUACGAGAACCAACACCAGAACCUGCACGAGAAACAUCUCCUGAGCCUCUCCUAGAACCACAUUCUCAGCCAACAGCAGAGCCAGAUGUAGAAGCUGAACCAGUCCAUGAACCAGCCUCCAAUGUUCAGUUGUCAGCCCAGCUGGACCUUUUCAAAUUCGAGGAGUCUGCAAACAGUUCCUCAGUCCCUUCCCUGGGAACCACUGUCAUGUCUCCUCCUUGUUCCCCACCAGGCCCUGUUUCUCCUGUCAGAGAGCCACAGAAUGCCUCUUCUCUGUUGGACAUGCAUUUCCAGUCUGAUCACUGGGACAGCAACCUGCCCCAGGCUCAGUCCGACUUUGCUCCCGAGAGCCUUAUCAAUAUGAUGAACGUACAGACAGAAGAAGAAAAGGAGAAUGUUGAACAGCUUGAGGCAGAGGAGACAAUGGAGGAUGAAGAGGAGGAUGAGGAAGAAGAGAAGGAGAACCUGUUUAUGCCUACAUCCACUGCUCCAUCUGCAGAGGCCUUCAAUAUGAUGGAACAACCUCACUUGUUGGGUGCCUCAACUAUGGAUGACUUCACCUCCAGGCACCUGGUCCUCGCUCAAGAAAAAGAGGAGGCAGUGGAAAAGGCAGAUGAGGAGAUAAAUGAGGAUGAUGAUGAUGAGGAGGAGGAGGAUGAAGAUGAGGAGCAGAGAAGACUAGGUCAGCAGCCUUCAUCCAUGGUCACUGACAUGAGCACAUCUCAGCCUUCUGAGGAGUUCCAAGUCAGGUCCUCAGGGUUUGGUGGUUCUGCAGGGUGGCAUGGUGAUGAUCUGCUGUCUGGGAUGGACUCUGAGGAUGUGAGCAGCUGCACCAGCAGUCGGCAGCAGGGAGUUUCUGACCUCAGCAGCACCCAGCACACUGCAAUAUUGGAAGGCACCCAGAGCUCAGACGCCCUGGUCGACUCAAGUCUUCGUGGCUCUGAGGGAGAUUGUAAUCUCAUGGGUUCUCCCAAUGUGGAGACCUUGGCUAACGAGGAAGACGAGGAUGAAGAGGACGAGCGGGUGGAUGAUAUGGACCUGAGUUCAGAGAAAGUAGAAGAACAUCACAAGACGUUUGAGCAGCAGGAACAAGAUGAGGAUGAGGAGGAUGAAGAUGUAGAGAUGCACAGUGAAGGAGUGACAGAGAGCUGCGGGAAUGCAGAUGAAGAUGACUUUAAUGAGGAGGAGCGUUUAGAUAACCUCAAUCGCUCUGGUCCUCCGCCUUGCAUCCCCCCUACCUCCUCCUGGGGUCAGACCAACCCCUUCUCUGAUCCUUGGGCUCAACCAGCCUCACUGCUCUCUGUCUCCUCGCCUAGCCCUCUUUCGGACCACGGUGCGGCCGAAUCUGAGACGCCGACCCUGUCUCCUGCCCAGGCACGUGUGGACAGCAAUUCCCCCUCCUUUGCUCAUCAGUCAGAGGAAGAGCCCGAGCACCAUCAGUCAGCCCAUGAGGAGAUGAAGAGCUCACCCCCCGAGGAGGCUCAGGUCUUACUUGCCGCCCCAGCUGGAGGCAUGUCCCAGUCCGCCCAUAGCAGUAGUGAGACGAGCACCCCUGAGGAACUCCGUGACUAUGACAGCAGCUCUGGAGUGGAGUCUCGUUCUGACAAACAGCAGACCCCAGUGCCUGCUUCAGUCCAGCCUGACAUGGAGCAGGACCUGGGUAUUCACUUGGAGAAAGGCGAUGGGGAAGAGGAGGAGGCUGAGACACUCCCUGCCGAUGAGGUCCUUGGAACAGGACCCCCAACCGCUCCAGCAUCCGCCCCGUCUUCCCCCUCCACCUCAGGAGACGAGGCCAGUGACACAGAGGGUGAGAUGCAAAUUAACGACCCUGAUGCACCAGUGAUGAUGGAUGAGAGUGCUGGAUUUGAAAGCCCUACUCCCACCUGUAGUCUGCCUGCUCUUGAGGAGGAUGAGGAGGCGGUGGACACAGCAGCAGGAGAGGGCGAAGAGGACGGAGGCGGGACCACUCCUCAGUCAGCCAACUCUGUGGCAUCAUACGGCUUCGACUGUACCACAUCCAACUCCAAUGCCCACUCUAUGGCUGAGAGCUGUGGAAAAAGCCCAGGGAUCUUCUCUCUGGAGAAUGAGGAACAGCUGCCAGAGGAGGCCAAGGACCCCUCCCUCAUCAAGGAGCUGACCCUUCCAUCAGCUGCUGCUGCUGCCCAGGCAGAGGACCUGCUGGGCAGACAUGUGGACCUGAUGCCUUUGGGCCAUCCGGGAGAAAACCAGCCCAGUCUAGAUGAGCACCACUAUAUGCUGGGGGGAAAGAUUGCAGCAGACCACCUGGAGGAGGUUGAUCCGUUGGAGCCCAGUCACCACCUUGGGGCGCAGGAAUCUGGAGACACCGACGACAACCAGCCAGCCUACUACUCUACCAUAUGUGAUAAGACUGAUAGUUUUCUGGCAGGUAAUGUAUAAGUCCCUCCUAUUACCCCUGGAAUGCACCUUUUCCCUGCAACCCUCCCCCUUUACCUGUUGUUCGUUUUCUCUCCAGUUGGGUUAGAUGGCUUAGAAGAGAAAAAAAAGGAGAGCAAGAUUGUAGGAAAAGAUUUAAAAAAAUGAACAAAGGAGAUGGCAAAAAAGACUGUAGCAAUUUUUAAAUGAAGCCUCCCUCUUUCAUACUGUUAUGGUCAUGUUUAUGAGUGUAUGGCUUCAACUCCUUUAUGUACAAUAGCUACUACCAUUUUCUAGUAGAAUGUUCUUUUUAAGUAACACUGCAUAUUCUGUAGCCCCUGAUGGGGUAUUGACUGAUUGGUCCAAUGUGACUGAGCUUUUAAACCGAAAAAAGGAAGAAAAAAAAAUGGACUCAUUGUGUAUUUAUCCUACUGUUUUUACCGAACAAAUGUCAAUGAUUUUUUUUGUUUUGUAUUUGCUUAUUUGUUGUUUUUUGUUUGUUUUUUUCUGUUGAAACCUGGUCCUCCCUACCCUGUGUACACACGCUUCAUGUUCAACAGCACCAUAGCGAUAGUCAAACGCUCCUUUUAAAAGUUUGUGUUCUUAUUUCAAGACUUUUAGCUAUCAAAAUAAAGGCUAGAUAUUAACACGGCUGUUUUGCCCUUACAGAUUUGUUGAGGUAGGUAUGGGAGUAUUAGAUUGCAGUUGGUGAAGUUUUUAAUGUGUGCUUCAAGAGGUUCUACGCUCUUUGCAUAGGUUGUUAAGGUAUAUAACGUGCAGUCACGUACAGUAUGUGUUUCAGGCGUUUGGUUUUAAGUGGCUCAAGCUUUAAGCCUCAGUUAGCUGAUCAUUUGUGUUUCUGACUAACAACUAGCCUAUUAUUUGUGAUGAGACACUGCAUUGUCAUACAUCGCUAUCACAGUUGAGCUUUACACUCGCUGAAACGUUUUCAUAGUGGGCGUUUGGUUUACUAUUUCAACAGAAUAUUGCAUGUUUAACUAACAAAGACUGUGUACUACCUUGAAUUUGAAACAGUUCUACACUAGACAUGUUCAUAAAUGAAUGGUUCACACUAGGUUAUCUUUCAAAAUUCCAUUAAAACAUCAUUGC
This is a messenger RNA of Chelmon rostratus (copperband butterflyfish), 5555 nucleotides long. RefSeq names its product cell surface glycoprotein 1 (gene prr36b). The transcript is spliced from 5 exons. NCBI's taxonomy places the organism in Eukaryota, Metazoa, Chordata, Actinopteri, Chaetodontiformes, Chaetodontidae. The record is from RefSeq and is a predicted model, not a curated record. The coding region runs from base 327 to 4469 and encodes 1380 amino acids.